This is a messenger RNA of Cuscuta campestris, 778 nucleotides long. NCBI's taxonomy places the organism in Eukaryota, Viridiplantae, Streptophyta, Magnoliopsida, Solanales, Convolvulaceae. The record is from the annotation of a GenBank genome assembly.
CGUCUGAAAGAUGAUAGACAGCGGAGAACUGGGCAAAGAUUAUUUGCAAAAGGCCUGGGAAAAGAACCAUCAAUGGAUCAGGCCAGCAGCCCAGGGGAAUGACCGGGAGAAUGAUCGGCGGAGGAACAACCGGCAAAGAGCAGCCACCAGCCCCUGAUAAGGAACACAUUGGAAUGAUCUUUGGCGGACCUGAAGGAUUCACAGGAGAUACCGUGGAAGCUAAAGGAUCAAUAGCCCUACUAGUUGAACUCGGGUCGAGGGACAAAACCGUGCGGAAGAGGAUGCGGUUCAUUGUUGUGGACAUCAAAUGCGUCCAUAACGCAAUUCUUGGAAGACCGGGCAUCAACGAAAUCCUAGCGGUGAUCUCCAUGCCUCACUUGAGCAUGAAGUUCCACACCCCAGGUGGUGUGGGAGAGGUAAGAGGUGACCAGAGGAAUGCCCAAAAGUGCUAUGCCCGGGCAGUGAAGAAGAUGACGAAAGGAGUAAACGUCAUUUCCCAGGAAAUAACAAAGGGAGAGGCCAGGGGGAAACUUGAGCCCGAGGCUGAAACGGUGGAGAUCGAACUCCACCCGAGUGAUCCUUCAAGGACAGUCAGAAUUGGAGCAAACCUCCCUGAAGAUCUCAAGAUGGAGAUAACGCGGGUCCUCCAAGAAUACGCGGGCAUAUUCGAAUGAAGCGUGGCGGAUAUGCCUAGGAUCGAUCGCUCUGUCAUUUUCCACCGGUUGGCUGUGAGAGAAGGAUCUCGACCGGUACGCCAGAAGAAAAGAUAUCUGGUUAG